AUGCCGGAACCCAAGCAGAUUACGCGUACCGCACUGCAACCGUUGCUCGCUGACACGCCCGUCACGAACGCUGCUUUGGACGCCUUGCUGGCCCUUCACGAAGACUGGGUCCGUUGCGUCGCUUCCGAAAUCGUACUAGCGGGAAACGACAACGAUGGACAGCGCCACGGGGAUUCACCCCGCACUCGUCCGUACGAUUCCAACGGGGACGAUACGGAACCUUCCCGCCGUCGCGCGAUUGUUCCGCCCCACCAAGUCCAGCAGGCGCUCACGGAACUUGGGUUGUCCGCAUUGGCGACCGAAGCCAUGGCCAGCGUUCCCCAAGCCAAAAAGCGUACCGUCAUUGCGCAGCGUAAGAAAAUGCGCAAGGCACCGCUGUCGAUCGACUUGGCGGUGGAACAGGAACGUCUCCUGGACGAAGCACGGAAACGAGCCUUGCGACACGGACCAGGACCGAUCUAA
Phaeodactylum tricornutum CCAP 1055/1 is the source of this 462-nucleotide messenger RNA. RefSeq lists its product with no specific name. Bases 1 to 462 code for a protein of 153 amino acids. The record is from RefSeq and is a predicted model, not a curated record. The transcript has a single exon. Lineage: Eukaryota; Bacillariophyta; Bacillariophyceae; Surirellales; Neidiaceae.